GAAUCAAGGCUGGAGAGACAGACUGUAUUGGUAUAACCAAUGAGUGUACAGACAUGUCUACCUGUAAUAGUGGUACAUGUACCUGUAUUGCCAACUAUUAUGAUAGUGGUGACACCUGUGUAGCAAGAAUCAAGGCUGGAGAGACAGGUUGUACUGGUGUUAUACCCAAUGAGUGUACAGACAUGUCUACCUGUAAUAGUGGUACAUGUACCUGUAUUGCCAACUAUUAUGAUGGUGGUGACACCUGUGUGGCAAAGCUUGCAAUAAGUGUUGUCUGUGACAGUGCCCUGAUUGGUGUGUCCCAAUGUUCCGAUACCAAUGCUGAGUGUACUGAUGAUAAUUACUGUAGGUGUAAAGCAGGAUAUUACAACAAUAAUGGAUUUACAGCCAGCAGUUCUUGUCUAUCCAUGUCUACACUGAAGGUGACUAGUGUAUCAGUAACACCAGGCACAGACGUCGUUAAUGUAACAUGGACCCCACCACAAAAUAUCAAUCAGGUGUCUGGGUACCAGGUGAUAUGGAGACUUGGUCAAUCUAUUAGUGGCUCUUCAUCUACCUUUGAUAAAACAUUAACAUUUGCUACAAUUACGGGCUUUACCAGUGGUGCUACCUACACAUUUAAUGUGAAAACGUUCGAGACCGGGAGUCGAACAGCCUCUCAGGAAGUAGAAUCUGAUUUUUCUCAAACAGUGUCAAUGAAAGCAGCUCUGUCUGUAGCCUGUGGGACUGGUUCUCCUACUGUUGUGUGUGAAGACACUACCACAGCCUCCUGUAUUUCAAACACCUGUAGAUGUAAUGAGAACUACUUUGACAGUAACGGCUUUAGUACACCUGGUGGUGUCUGUACAUCAAUGUCUACACUGAAGGUGACUAGUGUAUCAGUAACACCAGGCACAGACGUCGUUAAUGUAACAUGGACCCCACCACAAAAUAUCAAUCAGGUGUCUGGGUACCAGGUGAUAUGGAGACUUGGUCAAUCUAUUAGUGGCUCUUCAUCUACCUUUGAUAAAACAUUAACAUUUGCUACAAUUACGGGCUUUACCAGUGGUGCUACCUACACAUUUAAUGUGAAAACGUUCGAGACCGGGAGUCGAACAGCCUCUCAGGAAGUAGAAUCUGAUUUUUCUCAAACAGUGUCAAUGAAAGCAGCUCUGUCUGUAGCCUGUGGGACUGGUUCUCCUACUGUUGUGUGUGAAGACACUACCACAGCCUCCUGUAUUUCAAACACCUGUAGAUGUAAUGAGAACUACUUUGACAGUAACGGCUUUAGUACACCUGGUGGUGUCUGUACAUCAAUGUCUACACUGAAGGUGACUAGUGUAUCAGUAACACCAGGCACAGACGUCGUUAAUGUAACAUGGACCCCACCACAAAAUAUCAAUCAGGUGUCUGGGUACCAGGUGAUAUGGAGACUUGGUCAAUCUAUUAGUGGCUCUUCAUCUACCUUUGAUAAAACAUUAACAUUUGCUACAAUUACGGGCUUUACCAGUGGUGCUACCUACACAUUUAAUGUGAAAACGUUCGAGACCGGGAGUCGAACAGCCUCUCAGGAAGUAGAAUCUGAUUUUUCUCAAACAGUGUCAAUGAAAGCAGCUCUGUCUGUAGCCUGUGGGACUGGUUCUCCUACUGUUGUGUGUGAAGACACUACCACAGCCUCCUGUAUUUCAAACACCUGUAGAUGUAAUGAGAACUACUUUGACAGUAACGGCUUUAGUACACCUGGUGGUGUCUGUACAUCAAUGUCUACACUGAAGGUGACUAGUGUAUCAGUAACACCAGGCACAGACGUCGUUAAUGUAACAUGGACCCCACCACAAAAUAUCAAUCAGGUGUCUGGGUACCAGGUGAUAUGGAGACUUGGUCAAUCUAUUAGUGGCUCUUCAUCUACCUUUGAUAAAACAUUAACAUUUGCUACAAUUACGGGCUUUACCAGUGGUGCUACCUACACAUUUAAUGUGAAAACGUUCGAGACCGGGAGUCGAACAGCCUCUCAGGAAGUAGAAUCUGAUUUUUCUCAAACAGUGUCAAUGAAAGCAGCUCUGUCUGUAGCCUGUGGGACUGGUUCUCCUACUGUUGUGUGUGAAGACACUACCACAGCCUCCUGUAUUUCAAACACCUGUAGAUGUAAUGAGAACUACUUUGACAGUAACGGCUUUAGUACACCUGGUGGUGUCUGUACAUCAAUGUCUACACUGAAGGUGACUAGUGUAUCAGUAACACCAGGCACAGACGUCGUUAAUGUAACAUGGACCCCACCACAAAAUAUCAAUCAGGUGUCUGGGUACCAGGUGAUAUGGAGACUUGGUCAAUCUAUUAGUGGCUCUUCAUCUACCUUUGAUAAAACAUUAACAUUUGCUACAAUUACGGGCUUUACCAGUGGUGCUACCUACACAUUUAAUGUGAAAACGUUCGAGACCGGGAGUCGAACAGCCUCUCAGGAAGUAGAAUCUGAUUUUUCUCAAACAGUGUCAAUGAAAGCAGCUCUGUCUGUAGCCUGUGGGACUGGUUCUCCUACUGUUGUGUGUGAAGACACUACCACAGCCUCCUGUAUUUCAAACACCUGUAGAUGUAAUGAGAACUACUUUGACAGUAACGGCUUUAGUACACCUGGUGGUGUCUGUACAUCAAUGUCUACACUGAAGGUGACUAGUGUAUCAGUAACACCAGGCACAGACGUCGUUAAUGUAACAUGGACCCCACCACAAAAUAUCAAUCAGGUGUCUGGGUACCAGGUGAUAUGGAGACUUGGUCAAUCUAUUAGUGGCUCUUCAUCUACCUUUGAUAAAACAUUAACAUUUGCUACAAUUACGGGCUUUACCAGUGGUGCUACCUACACAUUUAAUGUGAAAACGUUCGAGACCGGGAGUCGAACAGCCUCUCAGGAAGUAGAAUCUGAUUUUUCUCAAACAGUGUCAAUGAAAGCAGCUCUGUCUGUAGCCUGUGGGACUGGUUCUCCUACUGUUGUGUGUGAAGACACUACCACAGCCUCCUGUAUUUCAAACACCUGUAGAUGUAAUGAGAACUACUUUGACAGUAACGGCUUUAGUACACCUGGUGGUGUCUGUACAUCAAUGAAUGCUUUGAAGGUGACCGCUGUUACAUCCUCAUCAGUAACUACUACAGAAGUAAACAUCAGCUGGACAGAAUCCUCAUUCUCCUCUCAGGUUUCUGGUUAUGUUGUGAUCUGGAAGCUGAGUACUAGUACUGCAGAAGUUAAAAGGUCUCCUGUGGUAACAGGAACAUCUACAACUAUAACAGGACUGACACAGAGCACGGCUUAUACAUUUAAUGUCAUAUCACAAGAGACAGGAAGUCGCGCAGCAACACAGGAGAUUGAAUCUGAUGCUUCUGUCAUAGUUACUACAAAGGCAGAACUGAGUCAGUCAUGUGGUGCAAUUCUGUGUGGUGAUACAAAUUCUGAGUGCAUUGCUGGUAAUUCUGCAGGAAAUGUUUGUAGAUGUGUCUCUGGGUACUAUGACAGUAAUGGAUAUAGUGCAGUUGGUGGAGUCUGUACAGCAA
Ylistrum balloti is the source of this 3519-nucleotide messenger RNA. RefSeq lists its product as uncharacterized. Lineage: Eukaryota; Metazoa; Mollusca; Bivalvia; Pectinida; Pectinidae. Gene Ontology annotation, molecular function: protein binding. The annotation marks the transcript as partial. The record is from RefSeq and is a predicted model, not a curated record. The transcript is spliced from 17 exons.